Molecule: messenger RNA, 4298 nt
Organism: Tilletiopsis washingtonensis
Lineage: Eukaryota; Fungi; Basidiomycota; Exobasidiomycetes; Entylomatales
Exons: 3
Coding region: 239-4012 (1257 amino acids)
Biological process (GO): lipid catabolic process; digestion
Cellular component (GO): extracellular region
Molecular function (GO): enzyme activator activity
Source: RefSeq, a predicted model, not a curated record
GAUGCUCGCGACCCUGCUCGAUGCGCAGCAUUGCCACGCCGUGCACGAGGCCUCUACGCAUAGACCGCAUCGAGCGGCUGCUGCAUGAGCAGCACAGCAAUUAGCAUCCGGCCACACUCUGUUCCCGUUGCGAGGCAAUCCUGCGAGCAUAAGAGGGACAAGCUCUGCCGCAGCCCCACGGCGGCUCCCACCUCCCUCUCUCGCCCUCAUCGGUCCUUCAGGCCGCGCAGGCCUCGACAUGCGCAUCUUCUCGCUGCUCCUCACGGCGCUGCCGCUCGUCGCCGUCGCGUCGGGCUCGGUGAUCCGCCCGCGCGCAAAGGGCGACCUUGGCUCGUACUGCACCAAGUCGACGCAGUGCACCUCCGGCCCCGACGUCUUCUGCAACCGCAACCGCUGCGACACGCAGAAGCCGCCGGCAUCGCGGUGCUACAAAGACAAUGCAUGUCUGAGCGGCACAUGCACCAACGGCCGCUGCGACGAGUACACGAAGAACGCGCCCAUCGGCGCCUACUGUCUUGUCUCGAGCGUGUGUCGCUCGGACAACUGCGAGUACUGGCAUUGCCAGAAGAAGAAGCCCGACUUUGCGCCGUGCUACAAGAACAAGAACUGCCGCAGCGGCAUCUGCUCGCCCGGCGGCCGCAACACCAAGUCGACCUGCCAGCCGAUCAUCACGCAGGACCCCACACCCGCACCUGCACCCGCACCCGGACCCGCGCCCGAUCCGGCGCCCGCACCGUCGCCCGAGCCGACCAAGCUCGGCAAGAAGGGCGCGGCGUGCUCGAAGAACGAGGCAUGCGUCAGCAACUCGUGCUCCAAGGAGAAGAUCUGCGACGGCCUCGACACGGGCGCAAGCUGCUCUGCCGCCGAGGCGGAUCAGUGCAUCUCGGGUCUCUGCGGAGCCGACGGCAAGUGUGCUGCGCUGCCCAAGCGGCUGAACGACAAGUCUUGCGAGCAGAACUCGGACUGCCUCAGCGGCAUCUGCUCCUCAAUCACGAACCUCGGUCUGCGGUGCGUCGGCAUCGCCGCCGGCAAGACGUGCUUCGCCGACCUGGCGUGCCGCUCGCUCCGGUGCGGCGGCAUGCCCGGUAACAUGGCAUGCCUCGGCGCCGACGGCGACCCGUGCUCGCGCGACAAGCCGACGGCCUGCGCCUCGGGCUACUGUGCGACCAGCGGCCUGUGCUCGCCGAAGCCGCUCAAGGGUGUGAUCGGCGAUGCAUGCCAGCUCGAUGCCGACUGCCAGAGCGCCGUCUGCGGUACCAACAAGAAGUGCGACUUCCCAGUGGCGCUGAUGCCGAACUUCUCCCCGUGCGCCUCUGCUUCGGGAUGUCUCAGCGGCCUCUGCGCCGUCAUUCCCACCCGUCACGCCACGCAGACGCUCUGCGUGCCUAUUGCCGACAAUGCGCCGUGUACCUCCGACGCGCAGUGCGCUUCGGCUUCGUGCAGCUCGACGACACACCUCUGCGUGCCCAAGCCUUCUCCGAAGGGUGUGCUCGGAGACGCUUGCCAGCUCGACGACGACUGCGAGAGUGUCCUGUGCGGCGCUGACAAGAAGUGUGCUGCGCCACGACCAGCGCUCAAGGCCAACGGACUGCUGUGCGACGCCGACGAGGAGUGCAUCACGGGACGCUGUGCCCUCGAGGACCCGUUCACGGAGAAUCGCUGUCUGCCGCUUCUCGCCGGAGACAAGUGUGCCGCCGACUCGGACUGCAAGUCCUCACAGUGCCUCGUGCCGUUCGAUGCCACGGACAGCAUCAAGCGGUGCAUAGCGGACCUCGACGAGCGCUGCACGACCGAUGGUCACUGCAAGUCCGCGUACUGCAACCCCUCGACGCUGUACUGCCGGCCGAAGCCUCUCCCGAACCUUUCGAUCUGCACAGACGCUUCAGACUGCCUGAGCGACAAGUGCGGCCCCCUCGAGGGCGCCGCGCCCGGGUCACUGUUCUGCCUGCCGCUCACGGAGGGAGAGUCGUGCACCGUCAACGCCCAGUGCAAGACGGAGACGUGCAGCCAGACGACAAACGUGUGCGUUGCCAAGCCCCUCCUCGCCAACUUCAGCCCAUGCAGUGCCGGAGCGCAGUGCGACAGCGGCUCGUGCACCUAUGUUUUCGGCAGUGCGACCUCGUCCAUGCUCUGCUUCCCUCGUCCCGACGGCGCGGCGUGCACCUCCGACGGGCAGUGCUCCCUCUCGUGCCACCCGACGGCGCGCGUCUGCGGCGAGCCCCUGGCGAACCUGACUCCAUGCACGGCCAACGAGCAGUGUCUUAGCGGGCUGUGCGACGAGAAGGGAAGCUCGCAAACGCUCUGCAUCCCUCUCACCGGCGGCCAGACGUGCACCUCGGACGCCCAGUGCGCAUCGACUUCAUGCGUCAGCGUGUCGGGCGUCAAGACAUGCAAGGGCGCGCUCGAGGAGCGAUGCAGCGUCGACGCUUUCUGUGCUUCGGGCCACUGCGUCAAGGGCCUGUGCGCCGCCACGGAGCCCAAACCCCUGGAGCUGGACGAAGAGUGCGCCGACAACGAGGAUUGCCGAAGCGAGCGCUGCGAUUUCCCUCAGGACAGCACGACGCUGGUGUGCAUGCCCAGCUACGGCGGCAAGACAUGCCGGGCGGACCGCGAGUGCGUCUCGGGGCAAUGCGGCGGCGGCACUAGUGCUGCCAAGUUCUGCCGCGGCGUCGAGGGCGAGUACUGCGGCGUCAUCAGCUCCUUCUGCAUGUCAGACUGGUGCGGCGGCGACGGGUUCUGCGGAGCGGCCAGGAAGAAGUUCGGCCAGAGCUGUUCUGCCGACGAGCAGUGCGCCAGCGACGUGUGCGGCGAGGACAGCAAGUGCGCUCUGGGAACCUACGGCAGCCUCUGCGUGGUGAACGGCGACUGUGAAAGCAACACCUGCACGCCGCUGCAAGGUCCGACACCGGUCGAAAGCACUCGCUACUGCACGCCUCCGCCGGUCCCGAACGGCGUCGAUUGCACGAUGGACGUCAUGUGCAUCUCAGGCAUCUGUGGUGACGGCGGUGUAUGCCUCGGCGUCGUCGCCGGCGGUGCGUGCACCUCGAACGAGGCAUGCGAGUCGGAGCUCUGCGGCGAAGGCAAGUGCCUCGGCAAGGAGGGAGCCCUGUGCUCGGUCGCAGCGGACUGCCAGUCAACUCUCUGCGACGAUGCCACGAAAAAUUGUCUCGCUGCUUCGCGCCUCGCGCUGGACGAAGAAUGCUCUUCUGACGGCGAGUGCCUGAGCGAGCGCUGCGGCUUUGCUUUGGGCGAGGCCAGCCCGCACGCGACUUGCCUGCGCCGUCUCGGAGGCAAGCCAUGCGCCGUCGCCGAUGACUGUGCCUCACAACAGUGCGCCGGGACGGGCGCCGACAAGUUCUGCAAGGCUCAGAACGGAGAGGCAUGCCUGGUCGACUCUUUCUGCGCAUCGGCGACAUGUACCGACGGAUUUUGCGCUGCUCCGCUCAAGUCCAACUUCGCAACCUGCACCGCCGAUGAGCAAUGUCUCAGCAACAAGUGCUUGCCGAACAUCUCCGUCGGCGGCCUCAUGUGCUACCCGCUCGCCGUCAACGAGGAUUGCACGAACAGCGACCAGUGUUCCUCGGGCCUGUGUGACGGCACCACGGAGAAGUGCCUCGGAGCCGAGAACGAGGCCUGCUCCAAGGCGGCUGAAUGUGCGUCGUUCAACUGUCUGUCGUCUGGAGCGUGUGGGCCGCGCCUCCGAACGCUCGGCGAGGCUUGCAGCACGUCAAGCCAGUGCGCCUCGACCAGCUGCCAGAGCGGCGUCUGCAGCGAGCUCCUCGCGCUCGGCAGUGCUUGCAUGGACGACAGCCACGGUGAUUGGUGCCAGUCUGGCACGUGCCGCAACGGCCAGUGCUCGGUGCCCCUCACGAAGAACGGCGACAGCAUGCACCCUGGCUGCCGACUGCGAGUCGGGUCUCUGCUCGAACAAUGUCUGCUACGGGGCUCCGAAGAGCAACGGAGAGGCAUGCUCGACGGGAUCCCAGUGCAGCUCGGGCUUCUGUGCUUCUGACACGACAUGUGCCGACGCGCCGCUGAAGGAGCUCAACGAGAUGUGCGCCAAGGACAGCGAAUGCAAGUCAGGCCACUGCGGCGUCGACUCGACAUGCACGGACUCGCCAACGCUCAAGAACAACGACGAUACCUGCGCGUUCGACACCGAAUGUAUCUCGGCCUACUGCGACAACUCAGUCAACCAGUGCCGAGACGCGCCGAACCUUGACUUGGGCGAAUCUUGCUCGAAGAAGAGCCAGUGCGCGUCGAAGUUCUGCGAAGCUGGCCAAUGUGCCGCCCUCAAG